AUGGAACUUUCUCAACCUCGUUCAACAGCCCUGAACAUGCAUAAAAUGCAGCUUGGAGAAGAACCUGGUCUUUCCAAGUCGGCUAGUUGUCGGCUGUACUCUCAGUUGAAGUCAGCCAUUCCAUUUAAUUCAAGCUUUUCGCUGGUUUCCAAGAGAGCGAAAGAGAGAAUGGGUCAUGGACACCAUAAGUGCUGCAACAAACAAAAAGUGAAGAGAGGGACGUGGUCACCUGAGGAAGAUGAGAAACUUUCAAUGCACAUUUCUGCCUGCGGCCAUGGCUGUUGGAGUGCAGUUCCUAGACUUGCUGCCAAGUAUCUUCCCGGAAGAACAGACAAUGAAGUGAAAAACUUUUGGAAUUCAAGUAUCAAGAAAAAACUCAUGGCAAUGAAUCUUUCUAAUAUGGCUCCAGUUUCUGAUCUAGCCGCAAUUUCUAAUCUGGCAAAUUCUGCCAGGAGCAAUUUUCAAGGUUUGUGCUCAAUGAAUUCAAACUCUAAUCUGAUCCCAACUGCCCAAAUGGAUCAAGUCUACAUCCCAGCAGCCCCAAAUAAUCCACUGCCACAAGGGUUUGAUAAGGUGAAUUUCAAUACCAAUUUACCCACUCCGCUGCCAUCUUUUCCUCUUUCAUCCCUGGAUUCAACUGCAUAUGAUCUGCCGCCCGUAUGGAUGCCAUCGGAAUACCAGAAACCUCAACUGAUUGAUCAUCAGCAACAAUUGAACGAACAGGAAGAUACUUCCAUGUUCAUCACUGGCGGCGCUGGGGCUCCACAAUUUUUCAACCUGCCGCCAUUAAUGGGUACUUAUGAUGAUACAUCAGCAUUUAAUGGGCUCCUGGAACUCAGUCAAAUGACCAACGGGAAUCAGUUUGGAAUGUGCUCUUCAUCUGUUUCACCAGUUCUUGCACCAGUUUCUGCAGGUUUUUCAGGAUUCACUUCUGUCCAUGCACCUAAGAUGCAGCUUUCUUUGUAUUUUCGGGAGCUCGGAAUGCUUGAGAUAUUAAGUGCAGAAGUUGAACCUAAAUUUUCCUUCAAUUGGGUUCCAUUUGCUGUGGAUAUCACUCAACAGGAAGCUCUAUUAAUGCUAAAGAACUUAAGAUUGGUAUUUGGAUUGAAGCUUUUCAGUUCUGAGCAUGGUUCCUAUGAUUGUGAUCAAGAUAUACAGAUUACUGAAGAUGAUGUCAAGGCAGAACAACUAUGUACAAGACAGGAAUAUGCAAGAUGCCUGCAAGACCCUGAUUUUCAAUCCAUUCAGUCACUAGCUGAGGCUGGCAUUAUUAGAAGCUAA
Messenger RNA from Fraxinus pennsylvanica, 1281 nucleotides. NCBI's taxonomy places the organism in Eukaryota, Viridiplantae, Streptophyta, Magnoliopsida, Lamiales, Oleaceae. The record is from the annotation of a GenBank genome assembly.